AUGGCUUUCCAACAAUCCGCUGCACCGCGCCCUAUCGCCAUCAACAUAAACCCAUCUCAAGAGUCGUCGUCUCAAUCGCAAUUGCGACCGGCAGUCGAGGAUUCUCAAGAAUGGGUGCUCUUCUCACCCUCCCAGGCGGAGUCGACUGUCACCCGAACGCAAACGAGUCAUACGGUCGGGCUAUCAAGAACAAGCGAUAUCUCCCUCAAUACUGCGGGCAGGUCCGGUAGACAUGAAUCUUCAGUCCUGGAUGAGGAUGUCACAGAAGAUGGUGACCUUGACAGCCUCGACGACGGAUUGCAUGCUUUCCGCGAACAUCCUUUGUAUCCGACCGUUACCAAUCAGACGCCGGGUGCUGUUCUACCCGCACAUGACGGAUUGGGGACGUUUCCUGCGUCGAGCCCUCCCGUAUUGGAGCAGUUAUGGCAACACGAGGCUUACAACUCCAAGAGAAAGUAUGAUGGACAUCAUAGGCGCCCGUCCAGCGUUCAAAGGAGAUUAGACACUAUCGACGAGAUUGAGUUCCAGGCCAAAGAAGAGAAACGAAUGAGGAUAGAGAGAUGGCGCAUUGAGCAAAGUCAAGCAUUGAUAGAAGAGGUGGAAAAGGAGACUCGUCGCCGCCUGCGCAGGGACUCACGUCAGUCUGGCUAUCAUGACACCUUCGCUUCUCACAAUGAAGAUGUAUUGGGAUCGACACCAAAGCAGAGUGACUUUAUCUCCAAGUCUACACAAGAUCUUCAAGAUUAUGAACCAUUCUGGCGACGCAUCACCAGGAAGUUCAUCCGCGACGUCAUUGGCAUUGAUGAACCACUUCUUUCUGUGAUAUUUGGCGAAAGUCUCCCAGAGGACGCCGAGGCCAGCCCAGCAUCUUCGGGUGGUCUGCCCACGAUUCCCGAGCAGGUUUUGGAGGGCAGCAACAAUACAGAUGACGAUUCCUGGAGGGAUCGGCUCCUCCAACGCAUCGCUCGAGAACUGGGAGUUCUUGUCCAUCAACUUUCGCCUCAUCCUGGGGCUUUCACUGUUUACUCCCGAAGUCCUGACUACGCGGGCAUGCCGGUAUCCAUGCCUCAACCCACGUCUCCCACACCCCUGGCCUCAACUACUGGGAAUGCACAAACAAGAGACACUACAACCUCGAUGUUGACUCCCAACUUUCCACCUACUGUGCAAGACACGACCCACGCUGAGAGUUGGGGUUUCGAGGAAGAUCCUGUCUCUGUCGCAUCGCCACUUGAUUCAUCUGUGAACCUUCAGCGCGAGCGAGAAUACUGGGAACGAGAGCUCGACUUGAAGAUGGUUUUCAGAUAUUUGAGAGACAAGUUUGUCACAAGGCCCCCGACACAAUCGGCACAAGCGUUAGGACAAACUACGGAUGAUGCAGCAACGCGCGCCGCAAUCAUCCGUCAACAUCACCCUCUGGUUGCUCGGGCUCAGCGGUCUCCAGUGAGAAUACGACGAGAAUCCAGAACAAACAUCAGAAGACCUGCAAGCAGCUGUGCCAGCGAAAGCGUUCGGAGUAGCAGGAAGGCUUCUGUAGUGAGGAGUGGUUCAAGUCGGAAUUACUGGGACAUUGGCGGGAGUGUUGGGAGUGGAAGUAUACUGGCUUCAGGCGGCGCGUGGGGUGAAGUGUAG
Molecule: messenger RNA, 1632 nt
Organism: Capronia epimyces CBS 606.96
Lineage: Eukaryota; Fungi; Ascomycota; Eurotiomycetes; Chaetothyriales; Herpotrichiellaceae
Exons: 1
Coding region: 1-1632 (543 amino acids)
Source: RefSeq, a predicted model, not a curated record